Messenger RNA from Symbiodinium natans, 1254 nucleotides. Lineage: Eukaryota; Dinophyceae; Suessiales; Symbiodiniaceae. The record is from the annotation of a GenBank genome assembly.
AUGGCGAAAGCUGCAGAGUGGUGUGAGAGCAUGGGCCCCAGGGACCUGGAGGAGAUCAGUGAGCAGGAUGUCUUUCCGGAGUUUGCCGACGCUUUGGGCCUAAAGCCUUUGGAGAGGCGGCGCCUUCUGAAGGGCAUCCAGAAGGCCUCGGGUUCCGGCGGCUACAAUAGUGCCGCACCUGCCGCACCCUCCGCGGGCUCGAGGCUACCACCGAGCCUCGGCCCUGGGCCAGCGGUUUUCGUGAAGAACACGUUCCUGGAUUUCGAACCAGAUGACAGCGAAGUGCUGUCGGGCCUCGCGCGGUCAAGUACCACGCCUGCCCCUGCUUCAGCCUAUCAGGAUGAGGGAGAACCAGAAGAAGCCGUCGAUGAGGACCCGGAGGAGUCGGAACAGGCUGCGGUGCUCACCAACCCCAUGUACAAGACCAUGACUUUCGAUGCCUGGGAGCAAGGGGAGGCUUGGGACUGGAUGCACAACCGCCAGAGUCUCGAUGCACUGGGCGAACAGAUGGACCAGCCUAUUGAAGAGAGCAUUCCGGAGGAAGCACCUCUCAUGUCGGGGCCCGUCGGCAUGAUGUUCAUUCCCCAGGAGGUCAUGCCAGGUUAUGCCAUGGCCGUGCCGCCCCCGGAAAUGUGUAUGCCAGGUUGCUUCGCAGUUCCUAUGGACCGCUUCGGCCGCUUUCCGGGAGCCAUGGAGAGUAUGCCUCCGGCCUUGGAUGGCAGCGUCUCCUCCAUUGCCGUGACGACGACUGCAGACAACAACCGGGCACAGGUUCUGCAGAGGGCCUUCAGCGUGAGCAGCAACGUCUACCGAAUCCGAUGGACGGUGGACGCCCGGAAGCUGAAAAGCACCGAUAAGGAGGCCGUAUCGCCCCCCUUCGACCUCACCUUCGCCGGGGGUCAGCCUGUGCCCUUCAAGAUGAUCCUGCGGCCCCGCGUGGUGGCGCAGGAGAGGGGCGGCGCCUCCUUCAGGAGGUCCCGCGGACGAGGGAACAUCCAACUCCGGUGCAUGGCAGAGUCCGACGCCGCUGCCAAGCCCGUUGUGACCUUCCGGCUUUUGGUGGGCAGCGACAAGGCCGCCAAGCAGCUAAAACCGCGUGGCCCCGUCUCCCAUGACUUCUCGGAGAAGAACAUCUGCGGAUUACCUGCUGGACAAGACGACUGGGACUUUGGAAAGGCUGUGGAUGACCAGACACAGACCUUCGUGGUGUGCCUUGAGAUUCUCUCUGGCUCGGAGGGCCGCUCCGGGGCCUAG